Molecule: messenger RNA, 607 nt
Organism: Botrytis fragariae
Lineage: Eukaryota; Fungi; Ascomycota; Leotiomycetes; Helotiales; Sclerotiniaceae
Product: putative histone h2a protein
Exons: 4
Coding region: 30-440 (136 amino acids)
Cellular component (GO): nucleosome
Molecular function (GO): structural constituent of chromatin; protein heterodimerization activity; DNA binding
Source: RefSeq, a predicted model, not a curated record
AUUAAUUUUACUUUAUAAACACUUUCAAAAUGACUGGAGGAAAAUCUGCUGGAGGAAAGGCGGGAACCACCAAGAACGCUCAAUCCCGUUCAUCCAAGGCUGGUCUCGCAUUCCCAGUUGGUCGUGUUCACCGUCUUCUCCGAAAGGGUAACUACGCUCAACGUGUUGGUGCUGGUGCCCCUGUCUACCUCGCUGCUGUUCUUGAGUACCUCGCGGCUGAAAUCCUUGAGUUGGCCGGUAACGCUGCUCGCGACAACAAGAAGACCCGUAUCAUCCCACGUCAUCUCCAACUCGCCAUCAGAAACGAUGAGGAAUUGAACAAGCUUUUGGGACAUGUUACAAUCGCACAAGGUGGUGUCUUGCCAAACAUUCAUCAAAACCUUCUUCCAAAGAAGACUGCCAAGACUGCUGGUGGAAAGCCUGCCAGUCAAGAGCUAUAGAUUUUCGUUUCUGGGUUGUUGGCUUGAGAUGGUCUGCUUUUAUGAUAAUGGGGUGUCGUAUGGGUAUGGGUUUAUGGUUAUUUUUUCGCGUUCCGGUUGUACAUUAAAAUCCAUGGCAAUGGAUUAGGAUUGCUUUCUGAAUCAAUCUUAUGAAUGAAAAAUCCGAA